AGACUUCAGUUGCGGAAGUAUAAUGUAUAGGUGAUCGUUUCAGUACAUGUUUUGAUUUAGUAGUUUAGUGCAAUGUCUAAACUGUACACCGAGAAACUGACCCGGCUCUACGAGCGGUAUCGGGAGUACGUUACGAAGAACCCUGCAGCGACUGGACAACUGGAGAGCACCGUAAGAACGCUGUCGUACCUCAUUUCAGUGCCCAUGCAUCGCCUGAUGUGCCUCUCAACACUACAAUCUCGUGUUUGAUCAUGAAAACAAAGGAAUGUUAUUCUCUAAUUCAGCAUAUGAAAAACAGUCACAGCCAAGCAUCUGAUGCAUGAUUCAGAGUGCAAACUUUAAAUAUAACUAUUUGUCACAUAGUGUUGUCAGUAGUCCUGUGUAGAGUCUGGCAUGGCCCAUGGCAUGUAACUCUACCUUAUGAAAUGUAAUUAUUAUCUGAAAUAUCUAGCCAAGUUCUUUGAUUGGUUCUCUGUUGAAACAACAUUACAACAGUUUGACAUACCAUCAGUCCUCAAGUGUUUUUGUGUCUAUUUCACAGGGCGUUUCACUGACUCCCAUGAAAUCUCUGAAUUGGUGUACUCUGCCUCCAACCUGCUGGUGCUGCUUAAUGAUGGCAUUCUGCGCAAAGGGCUGUGUCGAACCAUACCCAUGUCUCUCUCUCAGCAGAGGCUUCUCACCUGGCUGUCAGUGGUGGAGUACAUGGAGGUGUUCCUGGAGAUGGGGGCCACCAAGCUGUGGGGGGAUGGAGGUCGCUGGCUGGUCAUAGUGCUCAUCCAGAUCACUAAAGCCGUCUUGCGCUUCCUACUGCUCUUCUGGUACAAAUCUGGCAUGCAGACUUCCCCUCCUAUUACCCCCCUGGACAGGGAGGCACAGCUCGGCAACGAUGAGGACCACGAUGACCACCAGGAUGACAGCUCCUUUGUGGGCCAGCGGUCAGGGAGGGUGAUGAGGCCGUUGGGCAAUGCUCCCUCUGUGCAGGCCCGUCUGUGGGCAGCCCCCAGUAGGGAGAAGAGGUGUGCUGUGGAGGAGGAUCUGACCUCUUGUCCCACUGCCCUGGGGGUCCAGGAGACCAUAGCAGAGUCCAUGUACAUCGGACGCCCGCUGGUACACUUGCUCUGCCUGGGAAUGUGUGGGAGAGGCUCCUGGAAACCAUGGCUCGUGUCUGGAGCCAUGGAAAUGACCAGUUUUGGUUUGCUGAGUGACACUAAAUCUCUGAACCGGCGGGAGAGGGCGGAGGUGAGGAGGAGAGCCUUUCUGCUUCUGUACUACCUGCUCCGCUCCCCUUUCUACAACAGAUUCUCUGAGACAAAGAUCCUGUUCCUACUCCGAUUUCUGGCAGACAAUGUUCCCGGCGUCGGACUGGUUGCUCGCCCUCUAAUGGAUUACCUACCUGUCUGGCAGAAGAUCUACUUUUAUAACUGGGGCUGAGGGCAAGAGGUGGUUGAAGGUCUCCUGGCCAGCUGGAUAGGGAUCGACACUAAAGAGGGAGACUCAGUCAAAUACAGAGCCAGAGACACACAGGGACUCAAGUCCCCCACAGACUCACUGGAAACCUGUGCUGGUUAAUCUGCUGUAUUUCAACUGGGGACCCUCAAAUCGGAUCCAACAUGCUGUUCUGUUGCUAGGGCAUGCCAGAGUACCUUACGGAUCCUUCCGUUCUGUUGCUAGGGCAUGCCAGAGUACCUUACGGAUCCUUCCGUUCUGUUGCUAGGGCAUGCCAGAGUACCUUACGGAUCAUUCCGUUCUGUUGCUAGGGCAUGCCAGAGUACCUUACGGAUCAUUCCGUUCUGUUGCUAGGGCAUGCCAGAGUACCUUACGGAUCCUUCCGUUCUGUUGCUAGGGCAUGCCAGAGUACCUUACGGAUCCUUCUGUUCUGUUGCUAGGGCAUGCCAGAGUACCUUACGGAUCCUUCCGUUCUGUUGCUAGGGCAUGCCAGAGUACCUUACGGAUCCUUCUGUUCUGUUGCUAGGGCAUGCCAGAGUACCUUACGGAUCCUUCCGUUCUGUUGCUAGGGCAUGCCAGAGUACCUUACGGAUCCUUCCGUUCUGUUGCUAGGGCAUGCCAGAGUACCUUACGGAUCCUUUCGUUCUGUUGCUAGGGCAUUCCAGAGUACCUUACGGAUCCUUGCCUUUUGCAUUCCCACCUUGUUCUUUAUUUUUAUAAUUUGAGUGAUUUCCGUCAUAUCUUCCAUCAGACUGAUCUUGAACCAGUGAUUAUGAUGAAUUGAUGCUGAUUGUGCGAUUUAGUUUUCUCCUUUGUAAACUGUACAUUACCCAGUGGUGUUAUUGACCGAGUGGUAGGAGAUAUCUGUGGCACCGCUGAGGAUGAUCACCAUCUUGUCAGUCAGUUUUGCCGUCUGUCACUGGGAACAAUCCCUCCUAAAUGUCUCCAGUUAAACAACCCACUACAGCCAGCCCUGAUGGGUUCUGUGCAGUUGGUCCUACAGCAUUACAGCGAUUUGACUUUGAGGCUAGUUGAAGUUCUCUUUAUGGGGCUGUCCUAAUAUCUCCUUCUCCCAAAGUGUACCCUUGUUCACUCCUUCGCAGAUUGGCAUGGGCUCGUGGGAGUUUCCACCAUAUUUCGUAUGCUAGUCACUUCCUUUCGACUCGUUAAUUGGAGGAAGGAGAGAAUUGGGCCUUUCUGUUUGUAAGAUUGUUCAUUUGUUUUUCUUCCCACUGUGCCAAUGUGACCAUGAUACGAAAUCUAACCUUUGUAUAUUAAAUAUGCUGUAUUCUAAA
Molecule: messenger RNA, 2741 nt
Organism: Oncorhynchus kisutch (coho salmon)
Lineage: Eukaryota; Metazoa; Chordata; Actinopteri; Salmoniformes; Salmonidae
Product: peroxisomal membrane protein PEX16
Exons: 11
Coding region: 421-1431 (336 amino acids)
Biological process (GO): peroxisome organization
Cellular component (GO): peroxisomal membrane
Source: RefSeq, a predicted model, not a curated record